GAACUUUUGGCCGUGAGAGCCCUCCCAAUACUGAGAGACUCGAGUGAUCUUUGUGACAUAUACAGGCACGGCUACUCACUUUGCAAAAAACGGCGUCGCCAACAUGAGUGCGAUCGUCGCUGUGUUGACCAACCCGAGCCUCGUCCAGGCGCUCACAGCCUACCAAGAUGGUGUCGCGCGGCACCUCUCGUGCAUCUGCCACCGCUACCGCAAGCAACUCGCUCGCUGGGCUCGAGUACAGCGACAUAGUGGCCCGGCCGCUACGAUCUUGGCGUCGCCGGCGCGCUUCCGCUGCUACGUGCUGUUCCAGCUCAUCAAGCGCGGUCAGUUUGAAGAGGCUCACGAGCUCAUCGACGAGGUUGGCGAAGAGGCUUUUGAGACGCCCGAGGACGGGCAUGCCCCGUACUUGUUUGCGCUCGACAAGGUGGCGGGCUGUGGUGACUUAGCACUGGUUCAAUUUCUGAGCGAGCGACGCCUCGGCCAGUGCACAUCAACGGCUAUGGAUGACGCAGCCGCCAAUGGGUACGUGGAUAUCGUGCGCUAUCUGGACGAGCACGAGACGGCAGGGUGCAGCUUUGUCGGCUUCUUGCUCGCGGAGCGCAAUGGGCACCCCGACGUCGCCGAGUACCUCAAGUCGCAUCGACCGCACGACCAGCAUCGCCCGCCGCACACCGACUCGAAGCUGUUGUACAUGGUGCCCGUCGUGUUAGCGCCUGUGACUGUGGGCGUCACUGUCGCUGUCGCGGCCUGUACGGUGCAGUAGUCUAUAAUCGUUAGUAUUUAUUUCUCUUGUGCGUUUGCAUGAAGCGUCAAAUCGAUACUAGUAGAAAUUACUAAGUUACUAG
Saprolegnia diclina VS20 is the source of this 845-nucleotide messenger RNA. RefSeq lists its product as hypothetical. The record is from RefSeq and is a predicted model, not a curated record. The transcript has 2 exons. NCBI's taxonomy places the organism in Eukaryota, Oomycota, Saprolegniomycetes, Saprolegniales, Saprolegniaceae. Bases 104 to 763 code for a protein of 219 amino acids.